CACCGAUAUAGCAUUACUACUAGCUACUACUCCUACUAGGCUACUUCUAACUAAAUUUAUCCCAUAAGCCUCACCGUAGCUUUUUCACAUACUGAACACCACACACACACACACACACCUUAAUUAAUAUACAACAACAAGAAGAACACCACCAUCACCACCACCAUGUCAACCACAACCCAACAACACCACCAAGAAUCCCAAGAAUCCCAAGAACAAGAAUACACCCACACCCUCCCCAAACCCCCCUACAACCCAAUAAUAAACCCCUCCAACACGCGCCCAAUCCUCGCAGACGAACAAAUCUCCCUAAAAUCACACAUCUUCCUAACCCGCCCCUACAUCUCCACGCUACUAUUCGAAAACGCCACUUCGGAUGCGCGCGACCACUGCGCCAACGAGCGGACCUUUCUCUCCUGGCUGCGUCUCUCAAUGUACCUAGCGAUCGUGGCCAUCGCCAUCAUAAUCAGUUUUCAUUUCCAGACGCCGCCGACGGGGCUGGAGCGGCGGAUGGCGUUACCACUAGGAAUCGUCUUCUGGGUGUUGAGUAUUGCGUGUCUGGUGAACGGGUUUGCGAAUUAUGUGCGCACGGUGAAGAAGUAUAGUCGCAAGGCGGCGCUCGUGCAGAGUGGGUGGAAGACGCAGGUGACGUUUACGGUGGUUGGGACGGUGAUUUUGGGGAGUUGUGUGUUGUUUUUGGCUACGGAUGCUAGUACGAAUUGA
Messenger RNA from Aspergillus piperis CBS 112811, 723 nucleotides. RefSeq names its product DUF202 domain-containing protein. Bases 166 to 723 code for a protein of 185 amino acids. NCBI's taxonomy places the organism in Eukaryota, Fungi, Ascomycota, Eurotiomycetes, Eurotiales, Aspergillaceae. The transcript is spliced from 2 exons. The record is from RefSeq and is a predicted model, not a curated record.